Molecule: messenger RNA, 6563 nt
Organism: Dunckerocampus dactyliophorus (ringed pipefish)
Lineage: Eukaryota; Metazoa; Chordata; Actinopteri; Syngnathiformes; Syngnathidae
Exons: 13
Coding region: 70-1845 (591 amino acids)
Biological process (GO): sodium ion transmembrane transport
Cellular component (GO): membrane
Source: RefSeq, a predicted model, not a curated record
UUUGGAUGCGUGAUAUAAUCGCAGCCCAGUCUGGGAGACCACAGUGUAAUAACACAUUGGCACUGAGCAAUGAUGGAGGCCGGUAACUCGACCAUGAAUGAUGAGAAAAAUGCGGCUUUGAUAACCUCGGGUGAACAAGUGACCCCCAGGGAGACGCAUGUGACAAGACCCACAUGGAGCGGGCGGAUUGAGUUCAUCCUGGCCACUGUGGGCUACGCGGUGGGGCUUGGUAAUGUCUGGAGGUUCCCCUACCUGUGCUACAGCAGCGGUGGAGGGGCGUUUUUGAUCCCGUAUCUCACCAUGUUAUUCUUGUGCGGCAUCCCUCUGCUUCUCAUGGAGUUUGCCAUCGGCCAGUUCACUCACCUAGGGCCAGUGCAUGCUCUUGCCAAAGUCUGCCCACUACUAAAAGGUGUUGGCCUGGCCACAGUUGUGAUUUCCUAUGUCUUCUGCACCUACUACAAUGUGCUCAUGAGUUGGGCCCUUUUCUAUUUGGUAAACUCCUUUGGCGCAACACCUCCUUGGAAGACGUGCAACAACAGCUGGAAUGUUUUUGAGAACUGCUCUAGUGGUUUUCCUGGCAACACCACUCAUCUGCAGUCAGCCAGCCAGCAGUUCUUUGAUCACAGGCUUCUGAAGAAAACCGAUGGCAUUGAAGAUGCUGGUGGUCUUCAGUGGGAACUCUUCGGCUAUCUCUUUCUUGCCUGGGUCAUUGUGUAUUUAUGCAUUUUUAAAGGAGUCAAAUCAACUGGCAAGGUUGUGUAUUUCACGGCUAUUUUUCCAUACUUCAUCCUGUUCGCCCUGCUCAUUAACAAUAUGCAGCUACCAGGUGCCAAGAAUGGUGUCCUGUACUUUGUGACGCCUGUCUGGAGCAAACUUUUUGAAGUGAAGGUGUGGGUUAAAGCAGCUGCCCAAGUUUUUAAUUCCCUCGGGAUUGCUUUUGGCUCCAUGAUUUCGAUGGCUAGUUACAACAAGUUCAACAACAACAUUGUCAGAGAUGCGUUGAUCGUUUCAUUCACCAACUCAUUCACGAGCAUCCUGGCAGGCUUUGUGAUCUUCUCAGCGAUUGGCUACAUGGCUCACAUACAUAAUCUCCCUAUGGACAAGAUAUCAACAGAUGGUCCUGGCCUUGUAUUUGUCGUGUACCCUGAAGUCCUCUCCACAAUGCCUGCCUUUCAGCUGUGGGCUCCUCUCUUCUUCUUUAUGCUGCUCUGUCUUGGCCUGGACAGCCAGUUUGCCACAGUUGAAGUUGCUCUGACCUUCAUAAAAGAUGAAUUUGGCCCCCAAGUUCUGCGCUUUCUCAAGAGAGAAGAGCUGCUGGCCCUGAUUGUGUGCAUUGUCAGCUUUCUUCUCGGCCUUCCACACGUUACUAAGGGAGGUAUAUAUGUGUUUCAGCUGAUGGACCACUACACAGCUGUGGUGUCCCUUAUGUUCCUGGCUUUCUUUGAAGUUAUAGCAGUCUGCUGGUUCUUUGGUGUCCCUCGCAUCUGUUGUAUCAUUGAGAGGAUGCUAGGGAAAUCUGUGAACUUCUACUUUCGCAUCUGCUGGUUCCUUCUCUGUCCCUUGUUGGUGCUGUGCAUACUGGUGUCCAGUAUUAUCCAGUACACCCCUGUUCAGUAUGGACCGUAUAAGUACCCAUUGUGGGCUGAAUGGGUGGGCUGGGGCGUCUCACUGGUCUCUCUUAUCUGGAUCCCAAUUGGUGCUAUUCACGAGAUCUGUAACAACAAAGGGUCUUUCCUCUCGAGACUUACAACAGCCAUGACUACCACUGUAGAGCUGGAUAAUGAGGAUCCUCUGCCUGAAAAACAGAACGUUGCCGACCCAUUGGUUGAAACAUCAACUGUAUGACCACAACGAAACACUCUGUACACACUGUAGUAGUUUAUUUUUUUAAAUGAGGGAACAAAAAGUGUACCUGAGACACUAAUUAGGACUGUGUAAUAUAUCCAUCCAUUUUCGAAGCUGAGUAUCCUCACUAGGGUCGCGGGGCUAUGCUGGAGCCAUUCCCAGUUGGCUUUGGUCGAGGGGUGGGGUACACCCUGGACUGGUGCUGUGUGGUAAAGUAGUUAUAAUUGUAACUGAUAGCAUAGUGGUACACACAGCUGACCUUUGUGCAGCCAGCGUGGGAUUGAUUUACGUUCGGUAACUAGAUAUGAGUGAGAGCGUGAAUGGUUGCUUGUCCAUAUGUGGCCUGUGAUUGUCUACCGACCAGUCUAGGGUGUACCCCGCCUCUCUCCAGAAUGCACCAGCUUCACUGGUAGAAAAUUAACAAAUAAAUACAAAAUUAUUUGAUAUAAUUCUUUCAAAAUAACUAUGUUUACUCUACACACUUUAACUUAACAAAUCGACCUAUAGUGUGUGAAAUCACCAGUUUGGAAAGCAAAUGAAUAAAUAGAAAGUGAGUGCUGGGGAAUGCAAAUCUUUUGUCAUUUGAUUUCCUUGACAUUCCUGGAACAGCAUCAACAGUAAAUACUUUGUUGUAGGCUGUCAUGCAUAAGUAGUGUUUUCACCAACGCAUCACACACUUUUAAGCUUGCGCUAGAGUGUUCUCGAGGUUGCAAUGCCUUGGGAUACAACUAGACAAAUUGGUUAAUCUUCAGGGAAGUUACACGUCACUUGUUUGAUCCGCAAAAGUUGACUCGAGGCAACAGGACUCUGAAUCAGUUUCUUGAAGGCAUUUUACCUUCAAUCCGAAAAGCUUCUUGAGCUCUACAUUUUUUCGGUGUGGAGUUGUAAUAUUUCUGUUGGGUGUGUCCCCUGGAGGUGGUCAUAAUAAGGUUGUUGUUUUCUGGCAAGGCUGGUGAAUGACAGUCUUGCAUAACACAAAACUACUUGUUAGUGGCCAGUCUUCCCGUGGAAUGAGACAAUGUUUGGAGGAGAGAUGUCAGUACAUUGUCAUAAGCAAACAAUAUGUGAUGGUGCAAACUUUCUCUGUUUAGAGAGGGCCUUUCUUUUUGACAUUGAUGGCUUCUUUCGCACCUCUUUCAAACCAGCCGUGAGUGGUAGCAAUGAGCGACAAUGAGUGACAGCUGUGCACGCCAAUCUUCUUAUUCCGGUCGAACAACAUUUUUGCAAAGUUUAACUUUGAUGAGUGAAAAAUGUAGACAUUUCUUUAUUCAAUCUGUUCUUUUGAAUCACUAUUGAUAACAUAUGGCAGCCGCUGGUGUUCUUAUAUUUUUUGGUUGAAAAAGGUUUAGUUUGGAGCCAAAGAAGAACAACACCAGUAACAGAGGAGGAGGUCCGCACCAUCACUUCUGUCUGCUUACAAUAUCAAUGUCAAUAUCUUUCCAUCAAAGAUUUUCUCACUCCACAGGAAGAGCGGCCACUAGUUGUUUUGCCACCAGUCAAGUGAACGACCUAUUGUUAUGCAGGACGGUCGGUCAACAGCUACGCAGGGAAACAUCAACAAAAACAACCCUAUCGUGUCCACCACCAGGGGACACACACACCACAGACAUAUAAAGGGUGACUCCACACCUGCAGUUGUAGAAUUGAGGAAGCCUUUUGGUUUAACGGUGAAAUGUCUUCAACAAACAUGGAGAGUCCAGUUGUCUCGAUUCAGCGUUUGCAUAUUACCAUUAACUGGAUGACUGAGAAUCUACACAGAUAUAUCAAUUGUGUUGUAACUUCAUGUCUGCGUUUGAUAGCUUACUGACCCGAUACUAACUGUUAAUCGCUGACUCGGAGGGGAAAGCCAAAACAUAAGUUAUGAUUUAACUUUGAGAUGACAAACUUGUGUGAAAUAUCAUGUUUUUCUAUUAAAUUACAAUGCGUGGAACAUUGGAGGCCAAAAAUAAUUGAUGUAGCUGGACAUGUUGCACAAGUUUAAAAUGUCAUGGCACUGGCAUGUGCAUGGGAGUUUGCCCCACCGGUGUGCUUUGUGGCCUUGGAAAAGGCAUUCGACCGUGUCCCUAGCUUGCGGUGUCUUGUUGGGGUUUCUCCAGGAGUACAGGGUUCAUGGUGCACUACUAUGUGCCAUUUGGUCCUUGUACAACCGGAGUAAGAGCCUGGUUCGCAUUGCCAGCAGUAAGGCAAGCCUGUUCCCGACUGGCCUUUGUCACUGAUUCUAUUCAUAAUUUUUAUGGACAGAAUUUCUAGGCACAGCAAAGGCGUCAAGGGAGUCCAGUUUGGAGGCCUUAGGAUCUCGUCUCUAUAUUUGCAGACGAUGUGGUCCUGAUGGUCUCAAGCUGUGACCUUCAGCGUUUACUGGGGCGAUUUGCAGCUGAGUGUGACGCUUCUGGGAUGAGACUCAGCACCUCCAAAUCCGACUGCACCCUUAGGGUUGGGAGUGAGGUCUUUGCCCCAGGUGGUGGAGUCGAAGUAUCUUGCGGUCUUGCUCACUAGUGAGGGAAGGUUGGAACGUGAGGUCGACAGCCGGAUCGGCACAUUGUGUGCAGUAAUGCGAUCCCUGUACCAGACCGUCUUUCAAUUUACUGGUCUAUCUAUGAUCCUACCCUCACCUAUGGUCAUGAGCUUUGGGUCAUGACCGAAAGAACGCGAUUGCAGAUACAAAUAGCCAAAAUGAGUUUCCUCACCCUAUCUCAUAGGGUGGCUAGACUCACCAGCUCUGUCACCCAGGAGGAGCUUAGACUAGAGCCGCUAGACAUGUCUCAGGGAACGUCUCGGUGUCCUCCCAGUGGGACCGAAAGAGGUGGCCGGGAACCAGGAAGUCUGGACUUCCCUACUGAGACUGUUGUCCCCAUGACCCGGACCCAGAUAAGUGGAAGAAAUGGAUGGAUGGAUGUUUGAUUCAAUAUAGGAAUUAGAUCUUUUUUGCAUUUUUGAAUUUAUGUGUACACUUUUUUGGAGGGCUCCUCCAUGACACAUCGUCACUAUUUCACAAAUUGUGAAAUAGUGCAUAUACUGUAUGUGUUACAACACAAGGAGGUUAGAUACGUGUCAGGAAAGAAUUAACUUGAAAACUGUGGAAGGUGACGCUGUUGUCCCAUCACUGAUACGCAUGGAGGAAAAGCAGUUACAUAUUCCAAAAGCUACCUUAACCGUCUUACAUUAAACAUCAGAUAAAAUUGGUAGGGUUGUUGUUUCAACAUAAGACAUACAGUAAUCUCUGAAAUGUAACCUCAGUUUUGAACAUUUUGGAAAACAUCAAAUUCUAAAUGUUGAAGCAAUAUUCUUAUAUGCUUAGAUUUAUUUAUCAAUCAAACUUACAUUUAGUUGUAAUUUAUUUGCUUUAAUUCGACAAAUCCUUUUAAUCGUGGACCAUGUUAUAAACUAGCAGUUUUAAGUUAACAAACAAAAAAAAACAAUUGAAUUAACUCAACACAACUACAGUAACAGUGCAAACAACCACUGUUCUUUUUUUUUUUUUUAAUCAGCCAUCUGCUGUACAUUAUGAAAAUAAAUACAAUUUGCAAGGGGGGUUGAAUUUUUUUUUUGUUGUUGCUUUUCCAAGCCAUAGUCUUGAGUUUGUCUUUGCAUGUAGAGUAAAUGUUAUUUUUUUACAUUGUUGAUUUUACAUGCAUAAUUUCUACCAGCAGAGGGUGCUACAAUAUACUUUAUAUAAACAUUUGCAACUUGUCUUUUGUACUGUGUUUGAUAUCAUGCACUCUGCCUUAUUGCAACUUUUUGUAUGACAUUGUGCACAACAUAUAUGCCUUUUUCUAUACACAUUUUCACAUUAACUUUAACAUGUAAAUUAGGUUUUAAUGCAACUUUAAUCAUUUUUUAUGUUGUAAACAUGUACUUCUUCUCAUUUAUAUCUUAAAAAGGGGACCUAUUACGCUUUUCCUCUUUUCUGACCUAUAAAUGUUGUUACAAUUUUGUAUUCUUGUGUUAAACGAUGUUAACGCGUCAGGUAAUGCAGUUUGCGCAUUUGGAAGUGAGACCUGAAAGCAGUUUUGGACUUUUCUGCACGCUGUGUUUUACAGAGUUUUUUUUAAACACAGAGUUCCAUUGACGUCAGUGCAACCCGGGCAUCCUUAUAUGGACAUGCCCAGGGAAACGCUGUAGGCCUGCCCGCCACCCGCUCUGCUCUGUUUACUGUGUUGGCUCUUAUAGCUCCCAGGAAAUGUUUCUUUGGGUGUGCCUAAAGAGGCAAGCAUCAGGCAGAAGUGGUUGGAGUUGCUGAUUCCUGCCAGCAAGAGGAAAAUAUGCUCUGUCAACGCCAUUUCACACGGGACUGUUUUGUGAUCAUGGCCCAAUACGAAGCUGGACUAUCCGCCAAACUGUUGCUGAAGUCCAACCCCUUUCCAAUGUUAUUUGGUCGUGUCACAACAGCAAUCUCUAAGUAAAAAUAUAUCAGUGUCCUAACAGUGUUUUGUGUAAGGAAUCAGAAAAAAGGGGUUCGGCAGCUGUCAGGAAGGCCUCAGGAGCGCUUGGGAGUGUGACCAAUCACAGCGGAGUGAGCUCAGCGGGAAACAUACCUGGAGGAGAGCCGGGGGUGGAGUAAAUUCCACAGAGGAAGGUGCAGGAAGAGGUGCAGAGUCUGGAAGAUCUCGAAAGCUUAAUGUGCGGGUUAUCGUGUGUAAGCUGCUCUAUAGGAGUCCAGAACUCAAUACAAUGGCCCGAAAAUGAGCAUAAUAGGUCCCCUUUAAGCUCAUGUGUGC